Molecule: messenger RNA, 866 nt
Organism: Drosophila bipectinata
Lineage: Eukaryota; Metazoa; Arthropoda; Insecta; Diptera; Drosophilidae
Source: RefSeq, a predicted model, not a curated record
UGUGUUGUUCGGUGGUGUGAGCUUAGCGCGUAGUUUGCACCCGCCAGUCACCGAGUCACCAAGUCCCCACCGAGAUGUUGCAGCUGGAGAAGAUCGGUAUCCUGCUCGGCCUCACCCUUGUGGCCAUUGGCGGUGUUCACAGUUUUGGCCAGUUUCAUAUGAAACACUAUCAACUGCAAAGGAACUAUAAUACCCAAGAGGAUUCCAGCGAAAAUGAUAAUAGUGUUUUACGCACCUUCCGGCGUUGCAUGUGGGAGCAAUCGAAGUUCCUGCCCCGCCGGCUCGUCCUCCUCAGCCUGUGCUCCAAUCUGUUCUGCGAGAACAAUCACAUUAUGUCGCGUUCCAGGUCUAUUUUCGUAGUGGAAAAAGUUUCUAGGCCGAAUGACUGCCUGGACAUUCUGCCCGACCAGUGUGAACAGGGCGACGAGGAGGAGCUGAUGUACAAGCCAUUCCCAGACUGCUGUCCGGUCUAUUGCAAUCUGAAGCGACGGAUGCAGCGCCUCCGCACCAUGCACUUCCGGCAUCGCCUGCUGCGGAAUAUGCAGGACGGUUCGUCCGGCGGCUCCUCUGGCAGUUCCUCGUCCUCCGGCGGCGAAGGUCCCACCAACUCCCUGCUUAGCGAAUUUGUCUACAACAACUACUAGGCUAUGGAUUGGAGAUGUAUGGAAGGACAUCCGGGAGGUCCGGAAAAGAGGCAUUCUGUCGCCAGUACACUGAGCCAAAAAACCAUAGCAUCACAUCACGCCCCUCAAAGAUGUUUACAAAACUGGAUGAUAGCUUAGAAUCUUGAAAAGUAUAUCGUAUCUUAAUAUUAUAAUAUUAAAACUGUUAGUAUAAGUUCAAAAAAAAACGUACAUAAAAUAGUA